AUGAUGUUAAACCGACGGAUGCGAACAAUUCCAAACAUGUUCGUAGCGUCACUCGCUGUUUCCGACUUAUUAAUAGGAGUUUUCAGUGUAGCUCCAUUAUCCAUUCCAACAUUAGUGACUUCCCAUUGGCCGUUUAACGACACAACCUGCCAAUUUCAAGGUUACGUAGUUGGUAUGUUGGCUGCGGCAUCGAUUCACACAUUGGUCUUGAUGGCAGUGAACAGAUAUUACAGAAUUGUAAAACCCACAAAGUACCGACGCUACUUCACCAAGAAGAAAACGCUAAUUAUUAUUCUUGUGUCCUGGUUGUAUUCCAUUUGUGCUCCAUUAAUUUACGUGCUAAGUGGAAACAAAAUAGUCUUUCUUCCUUCCAAGUUCUUCUGUUUUUUUCCAAUCAAAAAAGGGGCAUUCGUAGCCUACGGUAUUCCGCUUUAUAUUGGUAUUCCAACCUGUGUUAUUGUUUACUGCUACUUUAGAGUCUUUACAACUGUUCGCAACCACAAUUAUGGCAAUUUUCAUCUCCCUGGAAAUCCAAUAAGUUCGGUAAACGUAGAAGAAGUUAAGGUGGCUCGCACCUUACUUAUAAUCGUGGUGUUCUUUAAUCUGUGUUGGAUUCCAAUCUUAACAAUUGACUUUGUGGAUACGAUUUCCCAACGAUAUAAUUUUCCUUCUGAGGUUUAUGUGGCAUAUACGUUUUUGGCCACUAUAAGCAGCGCCUUGAAUCCUUUAAUUUAUGGAGUCAUGAAUAAGAGUUUUCGCAGGAAUUAUCUGAAAGUGCUACGCUGCAGAUACUGCCGAUCUCAAGCUGUCGUGGAACCUUUAGCUUUACGCGGAACGAGGAAUGUUGUGGGGAGGUUACCAUUGGAAGAUCAGAAUGGAUAAAUGGGAACUGUAGGGAUGGUGUCACGUCAGUCUCUUCUAUUUUGUUUACUGUUAUAACCUCGCUACGAAACCGACGCUAUUGAGGAAACUUAACUUGUAAUUAAAUGAGAAAAGAAGGAAGAAAUAUCACAGCUUUGGGACAAACAUGUAUCGUUUAUCCAUAGUAUUAUAUAAUAAACAACUACAACUGAAUAAUCUCAGCUUGAUCUUGUCUCGGCCGAGUCAUUUUUCCAAAUUAUGGUCAUUUUUGUCAGUGAUUAUGCGAGGCCAGUGCUUUGCGAAUUUAACCCUUUUUUGACCGGAAGGUUUUUGAACCCUUUCCCCUCACCUAAAAGUUCUAAAAAUUACCUGGGAAUAUUUUAAAGUCGUCUUGUCGUGCGCUUGAACAUUCACAUUAUCAUAGCAACCUCGCUUUGACAGCCUUGUCUUUUUAAAAUCAAAUUGACCAGGUAUUUGAAAUCUUGGUCCCCUGUCUGCCAUCAUUUGUCAAUAUAUCCUCUUUGUCCUAAUAAAAAUAAAUAUCUUUCGCAUUCAGCAACAGCCCCACCUUACUUAUCUCUACAUUGCGUAAAAGCUGCCUUCCUUACCUAAUUUCAUCGAACAGAAGCACAAUGCCGUCACUGCUCUUCCUCUAUAUUUAUGGGUCUUUUCUCGUAAUCGAGCAUGAUGACAAAUAGAGAUGGUGCCUUAAUGUCACCCUGCAUGACCGUUGAGAGUAUCUGAAAAUAGUCCAUUUGGUCGUCAAGAGAUCGGAUGAAACCUUUGCUUUGAGAGUGUCAUAACGUGGAAAGCAUCUUGAACAUCGCUUGAUGGUGUAUGGAAAUUUAUUAUAAUGGUAAUUGGACUCAGUUGAGUACAAUUCGGUCUGAAUUCAUUCGUGUGAACUCUCAGUGCGAAUUCGAUUUGAAACCAAAAGUAUGAUUUCAGACCCAAAGUACAAGACAGGAAGAUAAAUUAUCACUUCAUUACAGCCAUUUAAAAUCACAAAAUUCAGUCAUUACCAUUGUUUCAUUAAUCUAUUAGCCGAUCUGUCGAAAGGGGAAACGAGAACGGUUUUACAUCUCAUUUUGUUUGCGAAACGGAAAUGAUGCGAUUAAUAUCAGAAAUGACGCCAUUUAUUUAGAAAAUGAAUGAUGCGCUAUUUAGAGAAAAAGGUGUGAUUGAUCAACGGUUGGAGGGAAAACAAUAGAAAUGUGGCGGUGGUGAAACAAUCACAUUGCUUAGUGCCAAUAAGAUCGCAAGAAUCACCAUAAUGGUGAAUCACCAGAAUGGCGAACACCAAAGAAUUACCAAAAUGAAUGUAAUAAAGAGCAAAAUUUAGUGUGAUUCGUGAAUGAAUCUUUCUGAUGAGGGCGAAUAAGAUUGCAGUAAUCAGCAGUGAUUCCAGCACUGGAUGUAACAAAUUCAGUAGUCGAUGUUUGAUGAUUUUUCUUGUGUGAUGAUUGAUGGAGCCGUACGCGUGCGAAAGACAUUAUUAUUGUAUCCCAGAUAUGGAUCUCUCUCUGGAAAUAUACGAUUUAGUAACAUUGUGUUAGCAACUGGUGAUGUUCAGCUAAUUAAUGCGUAUUGUAGUUUACGGUGUAGACUGAGGUGCCCGAUUUGAGAAUUGGUUUUAAGUUGCGAAUGGUAGCAUUUCGGAACCCAUACAAAGAGAAUUUAAAUCACAGAAGUACGACUCAUCCAGAAAUCUUUAAUUCAUUCAGAUUGCUAUAAUAAGAGUGCAUGCUAACGACAGGCAGGGAACCUUAUAAAGCAGUGUACAGAGGACAAAUUGAAAAUGAUCGUUUUCCCAUAUUCGCUACCGUACCCUAUCGUAAGGGAAUCUGUAUUGGCAAUGUGUUUCUUUAAAACUUGGUGGUUAAGAUUUUAACCCUUUUUUUUGUUUCAUUGUAUAAUUUACAUAAAUGAAAGAGCACGUGAAUUCAACAUACACUCUUAAGCGUCGUAGUCGAUGCUUUCGAAAUGUAAUAUUCAAUGCUGAGGGGUGACUCACUACUAAUAGACGUUGUUGUCGCUCAAAGUAAUUGGAAUUGUUACCCCAGAAAACAACAGUCAANCGGACGUGAUUGGAAAAUUCAGAGGACAAAUUGAAAAUGAUCGUUUUCCCAUAUUCGCUAUCGUAAGGGAAUCUAUACUGGCAAUGUGUUUCUUUAAAACUUGGUGGUUAAGAUUUUAACCCUAUUUUUUGUUUCAUUGUAUAAUUUACAUAAAUGAAAGAGCACGUGCAUUCUACAUACACUCUUAAGCGUCGUAGUCGAUGCUUUCGAAAUGUAAUAUUCAAUGCUGAGGGGUGACUCACUACUAAUAGACGUUGUUGUCGCUCAAAGUAAUUGGAAUUGUUACCCCAGAAAACAACAGUCAAAGUGAAAAAAUUGCUAGCAGUUUCAAGGCGUGGAGAAAAUGUAUCGGGCUUCUUACCGCUACCAAAACUUUUGUUAACUUGAAUAUCACUGGGAUGCUGAGUGUUGCAUAUUGUACUUAUAUGAGGUGAAACUUUAGUCGGGCGGCAAUUGUCUUCCUGGUGAAAAACUGAAUCGACCUGGUGCAGUUUAAGUCCGCCCUUAUAGACGUUUUGUUUAGUUCCUUGGGGAACAAUCAGGUGUCACCAAGUCUCUGUCACAGAGGGGUGUGAAAGACCAUGUCAUGAAGGAAAAUACCCUCGUUUUUGACUCGUGGAUGUACGCGAGGCAUGUUCCGCAAUGUUUUUCUCUUAAACAGGUAGUGUUGACAAGCAUUAAAGUUUACUUUACGGUCCGCGAAAUUUUCCUUGGCUUAUCAUUUCAACUUUGAACAAUUUUUCUUUAAUCAUCUGACUUCUCUAUUUUCUGAACAACGUCUCAACGUAUCCAACUUAUCCACGAGUUCCCCAUAAACCAGUUUGGAUUCUACAUAACGACUGGUAGAACUGUAUGAAUUAUGUUUUUGAUUUUCUUGUAGGUAUAAAAACUUUUGAGAUAUUAGCAUGCAUGUAUUUAUUAAAAUCCUUCUAAACACAUCAUUUUUUCCAGUCAAAGCCAUUACUUCGAACCUCUCGUAAACGACCAUCUCCCGCUAGCGACUACGACCACCUCGGUGAAAGCCAUUAUUCGACCACGUGGUCUGACUCUCUGUGCUGUAUGAAAGACGCUAGUAAGCGUAUGCAAUUAAAUUUUCAUCGACAACAUGGAUGCGAAAUUGCGAACUCCACAUUUCGUAAGUUAUAAGGAAUUGCAUGCAAUAAAUUUUCUUCCAAGAGACCAGUUGUUCUCGAUUCUCGUAUACGAACACCUACCGUCGCGUCACGACCGUAAGUUUACGCUUUCUGGGUGAUCUGUUACGGGAGGUUCGACUGUACUCUAUUGAUGGUCUUCUUUAACCCUAGCCCUUUUUCUUAAAUUUUAUCUAGCUGGAACUUUUUGAAGCUAAAAAAAAUGAAUUCCACACAGAACCAAAUGGCAGAAAUGUUAAGAGAGUUCAAAUCAAGAAGCCAAGCCAAAGUCGUUCUGGAAUCAGGGCUGUAUAUGCUCGUUUUGUUGUUUUUAUUCUUUGGAAACUCAUUAACACUCCUGGUUAUGCUGCUAAACCGACAAAUGCGGACUAUUCCAAACAUGUUCGUGACAUCUCUCGCUCUUUCAGACUUAUUAACAGGAAUUUUAACAGCGGGUCCUUUAUCCCUUCCUGCACUAUUGACAUCUCAGUGGCCGUUUAACAAUACUGCCUGCCAAUUUCAAGGGAUUAUAGUCAUAACAUUAAAUGUGGCUUCGAUUUACACAUUGUGUUUGAUGGCAGUGAACAGAUAUUACAGAAUUGUCAAACCAUCAAGAUAUCAACGCUACUUCACUAAGAAGAAAGCCAUGAUUAUGAUUCUAUCCACGUGGUUCUAUUCGAUCUGUUGUGGUCCAUUGCCCUUCGUGCUAAGUGGUCACAAAAUGGUAUUUUAUCCUUCCAAGUUCUUCUGUUUUUAUCCAGUCGAAAACAGUGCCUUUACGGCCUUUGGUAUUCCGCUUUACAUGGGCAUUCCAACCUGUGUUACCCUUUACUGCUACUUUAGAAUCUUCACAACAGUUCGCAACCACAACAGAAAUUUUCAUCUCUCCGGCAAUCCAAUAAGCUCGGUAAACGUACAAGAUGUCAAGGUGGUUCGCACCAUAUUCGUUAUAGUGCUGUUUUAUAAUCUGUGUUGGAUUCCAGUUGUGUUCGUCCAUUUUGUGGACACGAUAUACGAAAGAUUGGCGUUCCCCCGCGAAGUUUACGUGGCAAAAACAUUUUUACUCACUAUAAGCAGCGCUUUUAAUCCUGUAAUUUACGGUGUGCUCAACAAGAGUUUCCGUAAAAAUUACGUGAACGUGCUACGCUGCACCUGCUGCCGUGCUGGAGCUGUCGUAGCACCCCUACCUCUGCGAAGAAGAGCCACCGUUGCAGCCAUGAGUGGAACCAUUGCCUAGCAUAUAGACAAGUGAAGGCAAAUCAGAAAUUUUUAAAUUUCUGAUUUGCCUUAAAAGUUUUAAUCAAAUUUGAUGAUUCUUUCCUGAGUAGUUCAUCGAUUCAACAACCGGACUCAAAUAAAGGCUUGGGUCUAUUAAAUAGAGUAGUAAGUUGUAAGGUCAUUAUUGAAACAGGACAGGUCAUUGUUAUUAUUAAAGACCUCCUGUUCCACCUCUCAUACAUGUAUAAUGACCAGCUGGUUCUGAAACAAUGGAAAGGUGCAUUAAAUCGGAUAAUGUUCUUGUCUCUCGGCUUUCUUAAAAAUGAUAACCUGGUGUUGUGCUUGGAGCGCAGGCAUUAUCCAUCAUUUAAGCCCCUGAGGAGUUUUUCUUGUGUUAUACAAUCAACUUUCUCUAAUCUUGACGGAUACCAUUGGUAUCGGCCAUAACCGUCUGUCUUAGAGAGGUGUCCGGUUUAUAGAGGAGAGUCGAGGUAACACGACACCAGUUGUUCUUAGAUAAUAAAGCUUAACCUUUGCACGAUGAAUACACGAAUGUUUUAGGUCUGUUUUUAGAGUAGUACCUUAUACAGCAAAACCUAGAUACAAACUAGAACAAAAAUAAAAUAAUGAUGAUAAUAAUAAUAAUAAUAAUAAUAAUAAUUUGUAUCGCGCUAUUCAGCUACGCUUUCACAGGGCUAUUACAAUGAUUAUGCUUUUUAAAAAACGUAAAACUUAAAAGCUAAAAAUAACGAGGUAAAUUAGUUACAAAGCUAAAAAAUAUUAAUAUAUGUACAAAAAAUAAACUUUAACAUCUAAAAAGACCAAGAUAAAUUUACAGAUAAUAGUAAUAAAAAACGAAUUUUACUUCCCCAGAUCGAAAUUUCAGGACCGCACAAAUUUCGAAUUUAAUAUAAGGUAAUGGUAUUUUUUCAACAGAAAAAUCACUUCCCAAGUUUUCUUUGGUGGUUUCAAAGUGUACUUUGUUCAUCUUAGAGAGGUUUCCGUCUUAUAGAGUAAUUAAACUACGUUAAAAUGACUGAAAACGGCAGAGGCAAACACCAGGUGUUCGGCUUCUAUGAGAAGUUAAGAGUUGAAUGAGUGAAUAAAAUAACAUACAAAUAACUGACGAUAAGUAUAGUCAACCAGCGAGGGCUGAAAACCAGCAAUUCAUGAUUCCAGCGAAACAGAACUUCUUGCCCCUGAAAGCAAUACGUUUUAUGAAAAACCAUGGUAACAAAAUAUCUGGAUCUCAAUAAAACCGUGGUCCUGCAAAUAUGGCAGACAGAUAAAAAAUAAUUGAGAUGUAUGACUUUCCAGUGCAUCAUGAUUGCACUCAGGAACAAAACGUUAGACCAUACUUUUCUUCCAUCGUUCGAAAACCAUAUGGCCGUCUCUGUCAAGAAAGAUUGUUGACAUCCACAAAUCUUGCUACCAUGGUAAACUGACGUUACACUUCUCCUCUCUAUUGAGAUCCGGUUACGAAAGCCCCACUUUGAAUAAAGGCAAUUGCAGACACAUUUUCAACCCUCUCGAGACCCUACAGAAUACGAUAUAUUCCUUCUUAAAUUCACAUUUUCAUUGUGUCUGAUGACGUUCAGUUGAGGCGGGUGAACGUUUUUAUGGUGUUUUGAGAACGGACAGGAAAUUAUCGUUUUAUUGCUUUCUUAAAUUGUUAGUGUUGUUCUGCCUGACUUUUUCAGCAAAAUCCAUCUCACUUGUCGCAGAAACACCUGCCCCACGUUUAUUAAAACUAGGAUAUAAAUAGUGGAUUCGCGGAUCAAUUGCAGUUAGAGGCGGUACAAUAGUCGAUCUCACAGCUCAGUUCUAUAAAGCAUUAGUUUCAAUCUACAGUGAAAAGUGACCUGGACUGUGCCACAAGGAAGCUGUUUUAGAGAACAUUGAUCCUAGUGGAUGGCUUAGUCCGCCUGUUGGAACAAUAAUACCUCAGCCCUUUCACCGACCUCGUUUGACUCUUUGAGUGUAUUUUUCUAUUUACCAGGAACGGGUUAAACGCUACAGAAAAUGGACUCCACAGAGAACCAAAUGGCACAAAUGUCAAGAGAGUUUAAAUCAAGAAACAAAACCAAAGUGAUUCUAGAAUCAGGUUUAUACGUUCUUAUUGUAUUGUUCCUGUUUGUUGGAAACUGUCUAACGCUCUUGGUUAUGAUGUUAAACCGACGGAUGAGAACAAUUCCAAACAUGUUCGUGGCGUCACUCGCUGUUUCCGACUUAUUAAUAGGAGUUUUCAGUGUAGCUCCAUUAUCCAUUCCAACAUUAGUGACUUCCCAUUGGCCGUUUAACGACACAACCUGCCAAUUUCAAGGUUACGUAGUUGGUAUGUUGGCUGCGGCAUCGAUUCACACAUUGGUCUUGAUGGCAGUGAACAGAUAUUACAGAAUUGUAAAACCCACAAAGUACCGACGCUACUUCACCAAGAAGAAAACGCUAAUUAUUAUUCUUGUGUCCUGGUUGUAUUCCAUUUGUGCUCCAUUAAUUUACGUGCUAAGUGGAAACAAAAUAGUCUUUCUUCCUUCCAAGUUCUUUUGUUUUUUUCCAAUCAAAAAAGGGGCAUUCGUGGCCUAUGGUAUUCCGCUUUAUAUUGGUAUUCCAACCUGUGUUAUUGUUUACUGCUACUUUAGAGUCUUUACAACUGUUCGCAACCACAAUUAUAGCAAUUUUAAUCUUCCUGGAAAUCCAAUAAGUUCAGUAAACGUAGAGGAAGUUAAGGUGGCUCGCACCUUACUUAUAAUCGUUGUUUUCUUUAAUCUCUGUUGGAUUCCAAUCUUAACAAUUGACUUUGUGGAUACGAUUUCCCAAAGAUAUAAUUUUCCUUCUGAGGUUUAUGUGGCAUAUACGUUUUUGGCCACUAUAAGCAGCGCCUUGAAUCCUUUAAUUUAUGGAGUCAUAAACAAGAGUUUUCGCAGGAAUUAUCUGAAAGUGCUACGCUGCAGAUACUGCCGAUCUCAAGCUGUCGUGGAACCUUUGGCUUUACGCGGAAUGACGAAUGUUGUGGGGACGUUACCAUUGGAAGAUCAGAAUGGAUAAAUGGGAACUGUAAGGGUGGUGUCACGUCAGUCUCUUCUAUUUUGUUUACUGUUAUAACCUCGCUAAGAAACCGACGCUAUUGAGAAAAGAAAUAUCAUAGCUUUGAGACAAACAUGUAUCAUUUAUCCAUAGUAUUAUAUAAUAUUAAAUAACUACAACUGAAUAAUUUCAGCUUGAUCUUAUCUCGGCCGAGUCAUUUUUCCAAAUGAUCGUCAUUUUUGUCAGUGAUUAUGCCAGGCCAGUGCUUUGCGAAUUUAACCCUUUUUUGACCGGGAGGGCUUUUGAACCCUCCCCCCUCACGUAAAAGUUCUAAAAAUUACCUGGGAAUAUUUUAAAGUCGUCUUGUCGUGCGCUUCAACAUUCACAUUACCAUAGCAACCUCGCUUUGACAGCCAUUAUUUUUAAAAUCACAUUGACCAGGUAGUUGAAAUCUUAAUCCCGUGUCUGCCAUCAUUUGUCAAUAUAUCCUCUUUAUCCUAAUUAAAAUAAAUAGCCUUUGCGUACAGCAGCAGCCCCACCUUACUUAUCUCUACAUUGCGUAUAAGAUGCCUUGCUUGCCUAAUUUCAUCGAACAGAAGCACAAUGCUGUCACUGCUCCUUCUCUAUAAUUUAUGGGUCUUUUAUCGUAAUCGAGCAUGAUGACAAAUAGAGAUGGUGCCUUAAUGUCACCCUGCAUGACCGUUGAGAGUAUCUGAAAAUAGUCCAUUUGGCCGUCAAGAGAUCGGAUGNGUUUUUUUCCAAUCAAAAAAGGGGCAUUCGUGGCCUAUGGUAUUCCGCUUUAUAUUGGUAUUCCAACCUGUGUUAUUGUUUACUGCUACUUUAGAGUCUUUACAACUGUUCGCAACCACAAUUAUAGCAAUUUUAAUCUUCCUGGAAAUCCAAUAAGUUCAGUAAACGUAGAGGAAGUUAAGGUGGCUCGCACCUUACUUAUAAUCGUUGUUUUCUUUAAUCUCUGUUGGAUUCCAAUCUUAACAAUUGACUUUGUGGAUACGAUUUCCCAAAGAUAUAAUUUUCCUUCUGAGGUUUAUGUGGCAUAUACGUUUUUGGCCACUAUAAGCAGCGCCUUGAAUCCUUUAAUUUAUGGAGUCAUAAACAAGAGUUUUCGCAGGAAUUAUCUGAAAGUGCUACGCUGCAGAUACUGCCGAUCUCAAGCUGUCGUGGAACCUUUGGCUUUACGC
This is a messenger RNA of Porites evermanni, 9510 nucleotides long. The record is from the annotation of a GenBank genome assembly. Lineage: Eukaryota; Metazoa; Cnidaria; Anthozoa; Scleractinia; Poritidae.